Molecule: messenger RNA, 1353 nt
Organism: Manis pentadactyla (Chinese pangolin)
Lineage: Eukaryota; Metazoa; Chordata; Mammalia; Pholidota; Manidae
Product: probable polypeptide N-acetylgalactosaminyltransferase 8
Cellular component (GO): Golgi apparatus
Source: RefSeq, a predicted model, not a curated record
AUGGCAGCCACUUUGGAAGACAGUAUGAAAUAUUCUUUGCAACUCCCAUCCCUCAGUGUCAUUCUCACACUCAUGAAUGAAGCUCUGUGUGUAAUGCAGUGGGCCAUCACCAGUAUCAUCGACCCGACCCCCUCUCAGGUGUUGAAGGAGAUCAUCUUGGUGGACGAUUUCAGCUCAGAUGGUGAACUAAAGGCAUAAUUGGAUAAGAAGAUUAAGCUUUACAACCAGAAGUAUCCAGGACUACUGAAAAUAAUGUGACAUACCAAAAGACAAGGUCUUGCUCAAGCACACAACACAGGCAGGGAAGCGGCCACGGCUGACGUGGUCGCCACCUUGGAUGCUCAUGUUGAAGUGGACGUUGGUUGGGCAGAGCCCAUCUUGGCUCGAAUUCAGGAAGACCGCACUGUGAUUGUGUCUUCUGUGUUUGAUAACAUUCGUUUUGACACCUUUGAACUGGAAAAUUACACAUUGGCAGCUGAUGGUUUUGACUGGAGACUAUGGGGCUGCUACGACCUACUGCCAGAGGCCUGGCUGGAUCUGCAUGAUGUCACUGCCCCACUGAAGAGUACUUCCAACCUGGGCAUCCUGGCUGCCAACAGGCUCUUCGUGGGGGAGACUGGGUCUCUGGAUGGUGGGAUACUCAUCUAUGGAGGAGAGAAUGUGGAACUCAGCCUGACGGUGUGGCAGUGUGGAGAGAAAAUCGAGAUCUUGCCCUGCUGCCGGGUUGCUCAUCUAGAGAGACACCACAAGCUCUAUGCCCUAGAUCUGAGUUCCGCCUUGAAGCUCAGUGCUCUGCGCGUGGCUGAAGUCUGGAUGGAUGAAUGCAAACACACGGUCUACUUGGCCUGGAACAUACCUCUCCAGAACUCUGGCAUCGAUUUGGGAGACAUUUCUUCCAGAAAGGCACUCCGGGAGAAACUGAAAUGUAAAAGUUUUGACUGGUAUCUGAAAAACGUUUAUCCAGUCCUGAAGCCAAUCCACAGCACUGUGGGCUAUGGAAGAAUGAAAAAUUCCUUGGAUGAAAGUGACUGCCUGGAUUAGGGACUUACUUCAGGCAACACCCGCAGGAUGUAUUACUGUCACAAACACAGUCCAGAGGAUGUCUGCUACCACCUAACUGGGGAUCUAGGAGGGGGCAUGACUGCAGGGACACGUGCUGAUGAUCGCUGCCUGACAGACCUCAGCAGUGGGGAGCAACCCACUCUAGAGUCGUGUCCCAAGGCAGCCAAAACUGGAUUGCACAUGUACUGGGAUUGUAAACCAGCGAGUCACCUGUUUUUUAAAAGAUAGGCAUAUUCAAAUAUCAUCUGAGAGGUUCAGAUUAGAUUCAGUGGUAUUUUAGAAAGAAUAAUU